This is a messenger RNA of Lymnaea stagnalis (great pond snail), 2906 nucleotides long. The record is from the annotation of a GenBank genome assembly. Lineage: Eukaryota; Metazoa; Mollusca; Gastropoda; Lymnaeidae.
AGAAUUCGCAACCAACAACCAUGGCGUCCGUUGUGUUAAAAGUUUUGGGAUUAACUUUAGGCUUAUUUUUCAUAUUUGUCGGAACUAUCAAAUUAACACCUUCUGUCAAUGCUGAAAUAUACAAAGAAAUGGUACCAUUUACAUUACACUCUUAAUAGAUUCCAUACAUAAACACUCGCCCUAUUAUUUAUUGAUGAUUAAUGAAAAUGAUAAAGAAAAUUGUCAUCAUUUUCUCAGUAAUUCAGUUCAGGCCUGAGACUCAGUGGACAAUUCACCUAUAUCACUACUAAAAAGAACUAUCAGCCUACUCAUAGCUAUUCCUAUCACAUAAUGACAUAAAUUCAUAAAUCAUAAUGUGGUGGCAUAUGCAUACUAACAUUCACAUAGUCAUAACUUAGGCUUACAUAAUAAAAUAUAGGCCUAUACUAAUAAUGACUUUUAUUAAACUUUUAUUGCAAAUAUUUUGAAAUAUGAAGACUGAUUUAACUGAUGAUAGUAAUCAGUAAUAGAAUAGAUUUUAUAGAGUCUGAUACUGAUGAUACAAAUUCAACAGUCAACAUUGACAUCAUUAUCAUCAUUACUGUCGCUUGCAGUUGCAUUCAUUUUCAUUAACUCAAACUUUGUUCAUGUCAUGUUCCACUCAAUACUGGGACUGUAUUUCUAAAUUUGAUUUUCAAUUUCCAUGAUCUGAAAUAAAACUUAAGACUUAUGGCAUUUAAUUAUGCCUAUAUGAAAUAAGUAGUGAAAACACUAAGUUGAAGUCUAAAAUCAGUUUCAGGUAUCUGAUAAGUCUUAAGACUUAAGUCAAUAACUUUUCAUUUUGCAAUAUAAAUAAUUUGCUAAAUUUAACUAAAUAUAAGCCAAAAUCAUUAGGCCUUAUUGGCUUAUAAUGGCUAAUGCCUAAAUUAAACAAAUUAAUAUUCUUAUAUUCAAGAGCCUAUUCAGAAAUUUAGCUAUCUUAUCCUUUACCAUUAUUAUUACAGCUUUAUAAUCAGGUUUGAGAACUCAAAAAAAUUCAUUUUACUGACAAAUAUUUUAAAUCUUCUAAAUUUUUAUUUACCAACAUGUACAAUGGAACUUUGGAUAAAGAACUUAAUCCUUUCUGAGGAUCCAUUCUUUAACUGAAUAAUCACUAGUCAAAAUUUAAAUCGAUGUAAAUUCAAUCAAUCUUUUCCAGCCCUCGCAAUAUGGAAUUUUUACAUCUAUAAUUGUUGUUCUACAAUGAAACUGUAUAUUUUUAUGUGAAUUCGCAGCCUCUCCAUGUCUUAAAACACUAUGAUUUCUACCUCUUCAACAAAAUUUAUCUUACCACCUCUACUCUCUUUAAAGUCUUCAGAACUUUUACUCUAUUUUGGCCAACAAAUCACUGUGCAACUGCCUAAACUUUUCACAAAUUAUUGUCUCACUAACACUAUCUGCAGACCACAGCCAGCUGCUUUCAUCCAAACUAACAGUUUUUCUACUUCCUCUAGCACUUUAGACACACAUUCACUCCAUUAGCGACAUCAGUCACCUUUAGUGUCUCUUUGUUCUUUGAAAUAGUACAAUUAGUCUAUUUCAACAUAUUGUAUUGUUUGGUAAUGUCGGAUAACCCAAAAGCCAUUAUCAUGUUAUAAAUAUAAUUUAUUACUUUAUGUCUAGACCAGUGGUUCUCAACCUUCCUAAUGCCGCGACCCUUUAAUACAGUUUCUCAUGUUGUGGUGACCCCCAACCAUAAAAUUAUUUUCGUUGCUACUGCAUAAAUGACCUCUAAAGGGCUCACGGCCCACAGGUUGAAUACUGCUGGUCUAGACUAACACGAUUCCUAUUAAUAAAACUUUUCUCCUUAAGCACAUAUAUUGUGCAAUUUUUAUUCCAUUUGCAGUUGCAUCUGUUGAUUUUAUGGAAUCGUGCUAAAAUAAAAUUAAAUUAUAUCUUUGAUCUAUGUAAAAAUUUAUAUUAUGAAGAACUCUUUGAAAUGAAUGAGGAAUAUAGCUUUUAAAAUAAUAACAAUCUUAAAAUAUUGAUCAUUUUUUUCAGAGGAAAAUUUACAUUCGAAAUUCAAAGGUUUUUCCACUUGUUAAGCAAACAGGAUGGAAGCCAAAUCCUCAUACAUAUAGAAAAACGGUUGGUUCCACAGAAAUAAUAUGUGGUGCUUUCCUUGCUUUCCUUCCAGGUAAGUUUUUAUUGAUACAAUGGCAAUAAAUUGAAUAAAUUUUAUUUUCAAAUUUUCUAUAUCUUUUUUAAGGGUUUUAAUUUUAUUGAUUUGGAAGAUAACUUUUGCUGUUUUUCUAACAUUCAAACCAGUUUUGAUCAUUUGUUCUCUCAGGAUCUAUUGUAAUUUUAAUUAACCACAUUUUAUAAAUUUUAUAUUUACAGGCCCUCUUAAAGAAGCUGCUAAUAUUUUCCUACUUGUGAUUACAUUAAAUGAAAUAUAUGCUCAUUAUGCACUUGAUGAAGGUCUGGAAAAGAUGAGCCCAGCUAUAGUUUUCUCCCUUCUUUUGACUUGUCGGUUGGUCAUCUUCCUUCAGUCGUUGGCUGCUGAACCAAAGUCUGUAUUUGAAAAGAGUCAACUUGAGCCAGGAGUGACAGCACCAACUAGCAGAGUGGAUGAUAAGAAGGAUCAGUAAUAUCACGGCUCAUUCAUCAAGUCUCAACAAUUCACAAUCAUCUUCUAGCACAGUAAAGGAAGUCAUCAUAUUGUGGUGAAAAGAUGCAUUCAUUUUCAAUGCCUAAAAAAAGUUAUUAGCCAAGCUAAUUACAAAUCAUUACCUGAAAGUAUCAUUGACAACGAUUAAGUAGAUUUUAUUAAAUCUUUAUUUUUAAAAUAUUAGUCUCACAUAGUUUAUGUACGGUAGCUGCAAGUAGAUUCAUUUUGAUAUUUAUAUUCCCACUUACUUAAAUGAUUUGUGUGGUCAAAUUUAAGG